ACCUUCUGCACCACUUUUUCUUCCUGUUGUCCUCUCUCAAGAGGUCCUUGUACAAGCUCGGCAUGGUAAGGUAAGCAAGCAAAGACAAGUAGUCACACAGCCUACGGGAUCCCCACUAGGGGCUGUUUUAGUGCAAGACAGGAGAGGGUCUCGUCCGGUGAGCCUACUGGUGGGUUUCCCGUUGUCUGUGCUGUCCCGUUGAGAUUGAUGAGGUAGCUCACGAAUUGACCCCUCUGCACCACCGAUCAUCGCUGGCAAAACUGGUGUGAAAGCUUCGCCUCCUGGUAGGUAGAGGGGUUGGCAUUAGGAUGAUUCCUGGCAGCCAAGAGCUUGAGGAAGGUAGGCGGCUCCACACAAGAGCACCUGUAUGCCUCAACGGCGAGGAGGAAGGAUCUGACGUGGUCGGCGUGGUUGCGGUACUGGUCUAUCUCUUUUGCCACUGCUUCCCAGGUCCCCCACCCCUGGCCUUUGGUUGCAUGUGGUUUCCUGGAUGCUGAUGGGAUUCAUGAGGAUGAAAUCAUUGAUCCAAACGGCCCUGGUGUCAUGUUCCUGGAUGGCAGAAGAUUGCAGUUUCUUUAUGCACAGUGAACCCUGCCCCCUGGGCUAUCUGGAUGCUCCCACCCUGGCUUGAGGCCCGUCUUAGGAGGAUGGGCUGGGGUACGCCCUUCCUUGGACCGGGGUGGCCUAAUACGGGCCUACCUACUGCCUGCCCAUCCGCACGACUCGGGGCACUUCGCCCGCCGACCCGUGCACAUCUGGCCACCCCACCCGCGCGGAUCCAGGCUAAAAUUGACUUGAGGGUCGAAAAUUCUGACCCGCGCGCCUCGGGUCGUGCAGGUCGUCGACGAGGUCAGCAUGUCGUUGUGGUUGACAGAGUGGGCAGGUCAUGGGCAACUCAAGGGCUCCAUUCGGGAGGGCCUCAUCGCACUUGGCGAGCCAGUCAUGUGGGGUGGUAGAGCUGGCGAAAGGGCCUGCCAGGGUCCGCUGGUGGGAGGCGAGGAGCCAAUAAGCCUGGGUGAUCCUGGUGAGGCAGCUGUAGCUUCCUUCCACCAGGGGGUCCGCGAGGCCGAGGCUGCUGCAGAAAGGGGCAAGUGACACGUAGGCCCAAGUGCGCACAAGCUCAGAGUCACGGUGGGGGAAGCGGAGGUCACAGGCCUGUAGGAGGGUGUGAAACAGGCCGUGUCCCCAUCAGGACCACCCCUCCGACGGCCGGAGGUCCAGGGAGGUGAUGCGGAUGAGGUAGGAGACGAGACUUGUCGAGAGAUGCAGCGGGUAAGGAGCAGCGACACCAGGAGCAGGUCCAUGGUAGUCAGGAGGGGCAGCGGGGAAGCUAGGGAUGGCAGCUGGACCCGGAGGAAGCGAGUCGUGCCCUCCGCUGGUCCGAUGUGGCUCCACAGCGCCCUUCAUCGCUGGGUUGAGUGCUGUGCACGAGCCCGAGGGCGCUGUGGCCAGCAGUGAAGUGGUUGAAAGCCUCCGUGCAGGCGGCCGGCUUGCCAAGGAAGGUUAUCUCAUCUGUGUAGGCAAGGCAGAGCACCGAGGGGAGGCAGUUGCAGUGGGCCGGAGUGCUGGAUGCAUGCCGGCUGCGAAGAUAAUGGGGCCCAGCUAAGAUGGUAUGUUACUGUUUUGGAGGUCGCGUAAACAUAAAUUUACUCGUAAUUUACGUCAGUGUGGACAGGUAGGCAAAAACAAAUUGCUGAAGGACAUCGAGACAAAUUUCUACGGUGCCUACAUGUGCAACAAGGCGAAUCUUGGACGAAUCACGGGAUGCGUAGAUAAUCGCCUCUCUGCUGCCAGGAACGGCUACGCCAAAUUAAAGCCAGCGUCUCAUAAUUCCGGAAACUUUGCAAGCGUUAAACGCUUGGUACCAGGUAGGCUUGAGCAUACU
Molecule: messenger RNA, 1885 nt
Organism: Closterium sp. NIES-67
Lineage: Eukaryota; Viridiplantae; Streptophyta; Zygnematophyceae; Desmidiales; Closteriaceae
Source: the annotation of a GenBank genome assembly